GUUUGUCGCCUUACUGACACCCAUCCCUCACCCACCACACAAUGGCUUUCACCGGUUCAGACAUCUGCAAGAUCAUCUUCGCCGUACUCCUCCCUCCAAUAGGAGUGUUCUUGGAGCGUGGAUGCGGCGCUGACCUCGUGAUCAACAUCCUUCUUACCAUCCUAGGUUACAUCCCUGGAAUUAUCCACGCGCUAUACAUCAUUCUCAAAUAUUAGCGGGACGUUCCAAUCAGAGGAACACUGCAGUUGAUGGAUUCUUAUUCUUUAUGCUUUCACGACUUUGAACCUCUAUGUAUGACUCUUGUGCUUUACUAGUUUUCGGCGUUCUCAGCCCUCAGACUUUGCCGCAGUUGUAAUACCCAUUUCCACGGGCUUUGCUCGCUGCUUUUUGAAAUUCGAUGUCAGAUCG
Molecule: messenger RNA, 408 nt
Organism: Heterobasidion irregulare TC 32-1
Lineage: Eukaryota; Fungi; Basidiomycota; Agaricomycetes; Russulales; Bondarzewiaceae
Product: putative stress-induced hydrophobic peptide
Exons: 7
Coding region: 42-215 (57 amino acids)
Cellular component (GO): membrane
Source: RefSeq, a predicted model, not a curated record